Funneliformis geosporum is the source of this 519-nucleotide messenger RNA. The record is from the annotation of a GenBank genome assembly. Lineage: Eukaryota; Fungi; Glomeromycota; Glomeromycetes; Glomerales; Glomeraceae.
AUGGUAACAAAGAUAGAUUCGCACUUUACUGGAAGGGGAAGUGCGGCCACCAAGUUUGAAUUAAAAGAUGUCAUAACCGGAAAAAUAAUUGUGGCAAGAUUAAGGCCUAGUGAAACGUUCGAAGUAUCAACCCUUUCCGAUAAAUCUUAUACGUACUUGUACUCCGAUAAAAAAAAAGUAUAUCUGACCAAUCCCGAUACUUUUGAAGAAAUCGAAAUCGAUGCCAAUAAGAUUGAAGGUGGCGUAAAGUAUUUACAAUUAUUGGAAGAUGAUAUAAAGGUCACGGUUUCGUUUUUAGAAACCGAAGAAGGGGUAAACCCAAUUUCAUUUCGUCUUCCUCAAACGCAUGCUUAUAAAGUUGUUGGUACAACAUCUAUCAUUGGUAAUACUUCUAAAGGUCCGGCCAUGAAAGUAAUAGAAAUACGCGACGGAAUUCAAGUUCAAGUUCCGGAAUUUAUAAAUAUCGGAGAUAAAAUUAUUAUUACUCUAAACGAUUUAAAAUAUAUUAAAAGAGCGUAG